CGUUCCCUUCCCCUAACCACCACCUCCAUCUCACCUGACAGAUAUCAACAAUGGCUUGGACUGACAGGCUGUUCCUCAAGCUCACUAAUAUCCUCGCAACCCUCCUCUUCUUGGGAUCGAACAUCUUCGCCGUUGCAGGUCCAGAGCCAGGAUAUGGAUCGGGAAAGGAGACCUACAUCACCCCCGAGUGGUUUGCGUUCUACAUCUGGACGAUCAUCCACUUCUUGCUUCUCUGUGCCAUGAUCUACCAGUUCUGGGAUGCCGGCAAGCGUGUAAUCAUCGACGGCAUCUCCUGGCGUUACCCCCUCCUCGCUGUCCUCACUGCCGUUUACGUCGCGGUCUGGCAACGCCAUUAUUACAUCGUCGCCUUCAUCUUUGCUCUCCUAGUCGGCUCAACUGUCUCGCACAUCUACUAUAUCGUCAAGAAAAAUCAUCGUGCUGAGAAUCUGGCUGAUGAGUUCUUGGUGCAUCUUCCUUUCUCCCUCUACCAUGGCUGGACCACGGUCCUUGUCCUCCUCACUGGCUUCGAGGCGUUCGGCGUGAACGCCCUUGACCACAAGGCCGGCAUUUGGACCAAGGUCUUCGUCUUCCUUGCCCUCCUCUUCCUUGAGGCCACCAGCGGCGCCUACGCGUUCUCCAGCCCCCAGGGUGAUAUCGCCGCCUCCAUCGCAAUCUCCUGGUCACUGCUGGCUAUCUUCAUCCACCAGCGCUCUUCGGCUUUCAUUCACUGGUCGGCCCUUGCGUUUUUCAUCCUCUCCCUGUUCGCCAUCCUCAAGUCAUUUUGGGGCUACUGGAUCAGCUACCGCUCCUCAGGCUCCGUCCUGCACGACGAGGAGAGUGCACCGCUCGUGCCAGAGGCGUAAAUCCUCUAGCCUCACACCUCUACUGGCACACCGCCUUGCUUGCAUACUUGCUUACGACCAGUUUGACGGAUAUCCCGCUUUCUUCUUCAUAUCAUGACCGCACAUCAUGUUAAGUAAUCGAUGUUGCAUUAGUUGAGGCUGGAUUCAUUACCAAUGAUAUAUUAUUGUUCCC
Messenger RNA from Dacryopinax primogenitus, 1035 nucleotides. RefSeq lists its product as uncharacterized. Lineage: Eukaryota; Fungi; Basidiomycota; Dacrymycetes; Dacrymycetales; Dacrymycetaceae. The transcript has 6 exons. The record is from RefSeq and is a predicted model, not a curated record. Bases 51 to 863 code for a protein of 270 amino acids.